GCCUCACUUUCUCUUUCUCCCUCCUCUUUCUCCUCCUUCCCUGGCUGCGAUUCUUACUUUCUCUAGGUUUCUCCGCAGUAGACGAAUUUGCCAAGCCUUUUCCUACGAAACUUAUUCUCCUCGUUCAAUCUUGGGUCUCUUCAAGUCUAUUCUCAGAUCCGUGUUGAAGAAGAAAAGGGGUGCUGUAAAUUCAUUGUCUAUUAUGUUGAAAAAAAUGAGGACAAGGGAAUAUAUUGCCAGUUUUGCUCUUAUAGGUGAGUAUGUCAAACAAUGCUAUGCGUCAGUAUGUUAAGAAUGCACUGCUUUUUUCACUAUGUGUACUACUUCGGCAAGUCUUACCAAAAGAUUUGGCUGAUGCUGCACUAGCCUGGUACUUCUAUGUACUGGGGAUCUUUGCGCUCCCGGGUAUAUUCUUACCUGCAAUUAGUCGCUUUCUCUCUUCAAGACUAUGGGAAGAUGAAGUCUAUGUUUUCCUGGGGCGUGUACCAUACUUCCACUGUUUCUCUCUCUGCUCUCUCUCUGCUCUCUCUCUCUCUCUCUCUCUCUCUCUCUCUCUCUCUCUCUCUCUCUCUCUCUCUCUCUCUCUCUCUCUCUCUCUCUCUCUCUUGUGUGUGUGUGAGAGUUGCAACUAUUUGUUGCGGUCUAUUAGUUAUGUUUUUACUUUUCGAGCCAUUUUAUUUUUCCCUUGUUACCUAUGUCGCUACCUGCUGCAGAGUAACUCCGUUUUACUCCUUUUAUGUGAUGAUGUGAUGAGGUUGGUUCCACAUGUUAGCACCUUUAUCCACUACAUUAGCCCUUUUGUAUAUUGUCUUUUCUGGGAAACUAGUUGAAUAAUCCUUGUAGUUGUAUGCUGACUACCAUUGUUGAUCGAUGACCUUAAACUUUAUUUGCCCAGAAUGAUGAUUAUUUUGUGCUUGCUUAAACAGAUGUGGAGGUCGAGUGCAGGUUGUCUUAUGUAGUAGCAGCAAUCCCGGGAGCAUUUCUAUGUGGAUGGUAUGCUUUUCAGAAGCAUUGGUUCCCUAACAAUGUAUUGGGCCUUGCAUUCUGCAUUCAGGCUAGGGAAGUCAAAGUGUAGACGAGUACUUGCAACACAAUUUGGGCACAGAUGGAACACUGUUUAACAUAGAGAAGUUGGGAACAUCUUGGAACAUGAUUUGAGUAUUGAUCUGUUGAGGCUGGAGCAGAUUAUAUUGAAUGUCUGGAAAGAUGUGCAGGAGCAUCCUUUAGUUAAUGAUAUGGCAGGGACUGUAAUGAGAAGUUGGGAAUUAUUUUGGAUUCUCGACUUUGAAAUGAUGGUAGUUUUCUCCUAUGGGAAUUGAAACGCUUUCUCUGGGCUCCUUAAAAAAUGGAUGCUUUCCCUUAGUAAGAAUAUAAAUCUCAUACCAUCAACUAGAUGUCAAUUGUGGAGCUCAACUAUUUUCGCAUGUGAGGCUUUAUGAAGAUUAUGUAAACAAGUUUUAACAGGUUUGGGUUCUUGGGAUACCUUUUCAUUGCAGGUUGGUCUUUUCUUGUAUGACAUAGUCUGGGUGUUUUCGCAUAUAAAUCUCAUACCAUCAACUAGAUGUCAAUUGUGGAGCUCAACUAUUUUCGCAUGUGAGGCUUUAUGAAGAUUAUGUAAACAAGUUUUAACAGGUUUGGGUUCUUGGGAUACCUUUUCAUUGCAGGUUGGUCUUUUCUUAUAUGACAUAGUCUGGGUGUUUUUUGCCCCGGGGAUGGUUAGUGGUGUCAAAUCAUUUGAUACCCCAGUGAAGCUUCUAUUCCCAACAGCAGAUGCUGCUCGACCAUAUUCCAUGCUUGGACUAGGGGAUGUCGUAAUUCCUGGCAUAUUUGUGUCAUUAGCGCUUCACUUUGAUGAAUCAAGAAAAAAGCACUUCGGAUACUUCUAUAGUGCAAUCUUUGGAAGAAUGCACCUAGGAUACUUCUAUAGUGCAUUCUUUGGUUACAUCAUUGGUAUUUGUCUGAUGAACUGUUGUCAGGCUGCACAGCCAGCCCUUCUGUACAUUGUACCAGCUGUAAUUGGAUCUUUGGCGGUUCACUGCUUAUGGAAUGGGGAAGUGGAGGAGCUGUUGGCGUUUGACUUAUCUAAAGAUCAAGAGCUAUCUAGUAGGCAAAAGCGCAAGCACUCUCGUGGAGAGAAGGAUAUAGGCAGGAUUUCAAAUAUUUCAGCUGUGAGCUGAUCGGGGGCACUUCACUCAAUUAUUUUCAAAUAUUUCAGAAAAGUUGUUUUCCGUGUUAGAAAUACUAUUAUUUUGUCCAUCAUUGUUGCCAAGUGUCAUUUACUCACAAGACUGAUGCUAUAAUUAUUAGAUUUGCUCAUUAUAUGCUUAUAAGUAUCAACUUUGUACUUGGAUCACAUAUCAUCGGUUUCGUAAUGGGAUUUUUCUUUGUUGCUA
Papaver somniferum (opium poppy) is the source of this 2393-nucleotide messenger RNA. RefSeq names its product signal peptide peptidase-like. Gene Ontology annotation, biological process: membrane protein proteolysis. NCBI's taxonomy places the organism in Eukaryota, Viridiplantae, Streptophyta, Magnoliopsida, Ranunculales, Papaveraceae. The coding region runs from base 1713 to 2177 and encodes 154 amino acids. Gene Ontology annotation, cellular component: cytoplasmic side of endoplasmic reticulum membrane; lumenal side of endoplasmic reticulum membrane; membrane. The record is from RefSeq and is a predicted model, not a curated record. The transcript is spliced from 11 exons. Gene Ontology annotation, molecular function: aspartic endopeptidase activity, intramembrane cleaving.